AUGCUGAUCUGGGGUCCUGACACCUUGAGAGAGAAAUUCCUUGUGACUGUUUGUUUGGUCGUCACGUCGUCUUCUGACACCCAACUUCGCAAAGAAAGGCCAAUUGGUUCACCCAUCGCCUUAAACCCCGCUGCUUCCACCACGGAACGAGGGCGGAAUGACAGCGGAACUUUGACCGCAUUGACUGCCAAACCCCCAAGCGCAAGGAAGGUCCUGCCGGGAGCGCUGUAG
Podospora pseudopauciseta is the source of this 231-nucleotide messenger RNA. RefSeq lists its product as uncharacterized. The record is from RefSeq and is a predicted model, not a curated record. The transcript has 2 exons. Lineage: Eukaryota; Fungi; Ascomycota; Sordariomycetes; Sordariales; Podosporaceae. Bases 1 to 231 code for a protein of 76 amino acids.